CGUGAGUGCGGGAGUGCGCACGAGUACGCAUCACAUACAGUCAUAGCUCAGGUAGGUGCGGUGAAGGGAUGUAAAGACCUGACUUCUCCUGUGCCCUACCGUAUGCUGCUCUGCUGCUGACGGAAAGGACUCUCUGACGUAUGACUGCGAAGACCGAGAUGGCGACGGGAGUAUCGGGAUCCUACCAGGGCCAGGCUGCCAGCAGCGCAACAAGCACCGCCAUGUUGCUAGCUGCUCCUCCAGAUGCCGGUAUUGCUGCUGCUGGAAGCGAUGAGAGGGGGAUAAAGGCUGUUGGUAGCAGUACCCCUAAUGGUUCUCUAUCACCCCAGGUAACAGCUGUGGGCAGUGCCGCCUCGGUAAAACUUGCGGUAUCUUUGCCUCCGGCACCCGCUGUACAAGGGACUGACAACGACGCCGAUGGCCGAAGCAAGAGGACAGAGGCCGCGGGAAGCAAGUUGGAGGAUGCGUACGAGAAGAACGAGCAAGAUCAACUGCUCCAUGCGGCGGACGAAGCACUGGCGAGGUUGUACGAUACGCACGAUACCUGGUUUGGCAGUGAUAAGCAGAGGCGAUUGGAGGUCCAAGCACGGGAAGUUACGGAGGCGCUGUCGCGAGUGGGCAAUGUCCGCGGCUUGAGCAAGCGGGCUCGUGUUUCCUAUAUCAGGGGCCGAGCGUUGGAUGUGUUCACCAAAUUCAACCCAGCCGCCGAGAAAUGCUUGGCCAAAGCGGUGAAGCUGCAUCCGUCUGACCCCGACGGUUGGACCGCUCUGGGGCAUUGCUACUGGAAGAAGCCCGACCUCUUCGCGGCCAAGCGUUGCUUCCUUACCUCCCUCGAAAAGGCAAGGAAGGCAGACACACUGCGGCAGCUGUCUAUGCUCUUGAGGCAGAUGCCGGGCACGGCGGAAGAGAAGGGCGCCCAAGUACAGGAAAGCCUGCGGUUCGCGAAGGAGGCAGUUACUCUGGACAUCGGGUGUGGCGACUCUUGGUACGUGUUGGGUAACGGCUACGUGGCCUCCUUCUUCAGAAGCUCCAGGGGAAUCAAGGACCUCGACCGGGCUUUGCAGGCAUACAAGAAGGCGGAGGCCUACGGUGGUGAGGAAGGAAACCCCGACCUGUUCUUCAACAGGGCCCAGGUGUUUCAGUACCGAGAGGACUACCCCGAAUCUAUUCGGGACUUAAGGCUUGCACGAGAGCUCGACCCAUUGCUUCCGGUUAAUCAGGCGCUGCACUCCAUUGAGGCUGGGGUUGACCGGCUGUCAAAACUGGUCGAGAAAAAGGGAGGCCUCAAGACGAAACGCUUAUCGCAGCUGAUUGCGCUGCUUCGGGGGGAGUCGCUCCGAAGUGGUCUUGGGGACACCUAUCGCUUGGUGGGCCUGAGAGAGCUACGCUUGGGGAGAAACAUGGGUGUGGCGGUUGCGCUGAAGGUCGUCAUGCCCGCGGGGCAGAGCUCACAGCCGCCGGAGCGCUUGGUCGUGGUGGACCGCAGCGGGGAGUGCGCGGUCUUGUCCCUGUACUCGGUCUCGACAGAGGCGUAUGAGAAAAUCCAGAGCAGAGAUACGCUGGUGGUGAGAAACCCGGACUUCAGGACCAUCUCCCUCGGCACGCGGCCGCCGGCCUCGUUUGCCCAAAUAAAGAGGGCGGGACUGGCGCAUGAUAAACCAAUGAACGCAAUCGAGGCACCCUCUACUGUCGCCGACACCAACGGGGGGAGCGCCACCGGUAAGAACGGUGGUUGCUCAACGUACGAUGACAGUGUUGUCGCCGACCAGAGUGCUAACUCGACGAAAAGCCUUGCCCGAGUGGAGGCUGCUCCGCUUCCUCCUCGUGGCGCCAACGAAACAUCAGCAAUGAACACGGGUGGCGUUAAGAAAGACGGCGGCAUUGGAAUACGUCCAGACAGCGGGCAGAACCGUGCGGCGACGGCGGCUGCCGCCUCCGACGAUUGCCAGACUCGAAGACCGGGGCGAGGAACAGAACGGAUUCAUUCUGGUGUGGGUGCGCCGCCGAACACCGUCGCUGUUGCUGUGCCGACGGUUUCGUACCCUGGUAUUCAAGCCGACCCGGCGCAGGUGCUGCUUAACGGCGAGACCAUGGCCGCGAGCUUCGCACCGCCCGCGGUGUCCUUGGCCGCCUUCGAUAAGUGACGCGAGAGCAUCCGAGAACUACUACUACACUUGUUUUUCCUCGCGACAGGUGGAAACUAUUAAUAAUACCACGAGGUUAUAGAAAUACGCCGGCCGUGUGACUACGACGCAGAAGCUCGAGAAUGUAGAGCUGGGCGACAUACUUCGGAGUAUGUCGUAGGAAAGAGCUCGCAGCAGUGUACUUGGUAACGAUAGUUCUACCGAAGUCUUGGGUACGCU
Ectocarpus sp. CCAP 1310/34 is the source of this 2363-nucleotide messenger RNA. NCBI's taxonomy places the organism in Eukaryota, Phaeophyceae, Ectocarpales, Ectocarpaceae. The record is from the annotation of a GenBank genome assembly.